Carya illinoinensis is the source of this 2030-nucleotide messenger RNA. RefSeq names its product probable serine incorporator. The coding region runs from base 508 to 1701 and encodes 397 amino acids. Gene Ontology annotation, cellular component: membrane. The record is from RefSeq and is a predicted model, not a curated record. NCBI's taxonomy places the organism in Eukaryota, Viridiplantae, Streptophyta, Magnoliopsida, Fagales, Juglandaceae. The transcript has 14 exons.
GGGAAAAAACAAGCGACCAAAGAAAGGAAAGAAAACCUCCAAAAAGCAAUCUCUCUCUCUCUCUCUCUCUCUGAAAAUCAGUUUAAAAGCGCCUGAAAGACAAAGAUCAAAGGGAACUCUGAAAAUCUCUCUCGGUUUUGGCCUCGGGAGAUAUUUAAGCAGAGUCUAGCUUCUUGAAGAAACGUCCAUUGUUCUAUCUUUGGAUCACUCCAUCUUUCACAGGCCGAAGCAGAAAAAACCCCACUCAAUCGCAGUGUAAUGACCAAACGACCAAGCCUACCCCUGAAAAGUGAAGACCAAUUUUAGGGCAGUGAGUCCGAGUCGGCUCGAAAGCUUUUAUGCGCAGGUGAACGGUGCGUAAAUAUCCGAUGGUAAUUUUAACUCGGUCUCGUAAGCAAUGCAGAGAGAAAGAGUAACUAGCUGUAUAAGAAAAACUGGUUAGGGAUUUCGUUUGCUCCAUUUUAGGUUCUUUGUCACAAAGAGCAUUGCUGGGUAGAAGUGGAAGCAAUGGAGAGUGGUGAAAGCAGCAGCAAUGAAAGGUACGCCGUGUUCAAGGAUUCCUCAUGGUUUCGCCAGUUCCGUAAUGGCUCCAAUCCUUGGAUGGCCAGAUAUGUCUACGGCUUGAUUUUUCUAGUUGCAACCCUUCUAGCAUGGGCUGCUCGGGAUUAUGGCCGCAAUGCCUUGACCGAAAUGGAGAAAUUGGAAAGAUGCAAAGGUACCAAGGACUGUUUGCGUGCUGAAGUAGUUCUGCGAGUGAGCUUGGGGUGCUUUGCAUUUUUUAUCACAAUGUUUCUUUCAACAGCUGGCACCUCAAAGUUGGAUGAUUCCAGAGAUUCAUGGCAUUCUGGAUGGUGGUUUGCCAAGAUCGUCAUGUGGAUUGGUUUCACCGCUAUCACUUUUUUGCUUCCUUCUGUCAUUAUUCAGCUCUAUGGGGAGAUUGCCCAUUUUGGUGCCGGGGUCUUUCUUCUUAUUCAGCUGACAAGCAUAAUUAGUUUCAUUAUGUGGCUGAACGAUUGUUGUCAGCCUGACAAAAAUGCAGAAAGAUGCCAAGUCUAUGUAAUGUUACUGGCAACCACUGCAUAUGUUGUGUGCUUGGUAGGGAUCAUUUUGAUGUAUAUUUGGUAUACACCUGAGCCAUCUUGCCUCCUCAACAUUUUUUUCAUUACCUGGACCUUGGUACUCCUCCAACUAAUGACCAGUGUCUCUCUUCAUCCAAAAGUGAAUGCUGGCAUCUUGACACCAGGACUCAUGGGGCUUUAUGUGGUAUUCAUCUGUUGGUGUGCAAUUAGAAGUGAACCAGCAGGGGAAAAUUGCAUCAGGAAAGCAGAAGCUACAGAUAGAACAGACUGGCUUACCAUCAUAAGCUUUGUUGUUGCUGUGCUUGCAAUAGUUAUUGCCACAUUUUCGACAGGCAUAGAUUCCCAAUGCUUUCAGUUCAGAAAGGAUGAGACGCAAGCUGAAGAUGAUGUUCCAUAUGGAUAUGGCUUCUUUCACUUUGUCUUUGCCACGGGAGCAAUGUACUUUGCAAUGCUAUUAAUUGGUUGGAAUACCCAUCAUGCUAUAAAAAAGUGGACUAUUGACGUUGGUUGGACCAGCACAUGGGUCAGAAUAGUUAAUGAGUGGCUGGCAGUCUGUGUCUACUUAUGGAUGCUGGUGUCUCCAAUCAUAUGGAAGAGCAGACAAACAGCUGAAUCUUCAUGAUAUUAAAGAAAUGUCCCAAGAUUUUUUGUCACUGCCCAUUCAUUGAUCUGGCUUACGGGAAUCCUUCAUCCCUUGCCAAAUAGUAAAAGGAAUUGCAAUAUACUCAAGAAGAUUCAGGCCAGAGCAACCUAGCCACUACCUAUGUAGAAAGGUAUUGACUGGAUUUCUUUUAGUUCCACUCGAUUUAGAUAUUCAAUCUUCUGGCACCAUGCAAAUGGUAUAAAAAAAAAAAAAAAAUACCCAAAUUAUUUCAAAUCACUCGAGUGAUAUGAUCUGUGUUGUUAUUUGUAAAUACAGUAAUGUCAGAGCAUAAUGCAUGUCUUACGUAA